Messenger RNA from Funneliformis mosseae, 1011 nucleotides. The record is from the annotation of a GenBank genome assembly. Lineage: Eukaryota; Fungi; Glomeromycota; Glomeromycetes; Glomerales; Glomeraceae.
AUGACAGAAGUUGAACAAAAUUCUAGCUCAAAUGCAACAAAUAAACCUAAAUCAAAAAAAUAUCGAAAAGAAAAGCCGUGGGAUACAGACGAUAUAGAUCAUUGGAAAAUUGAACCAUUUUCACGAGAAGAUAAUCGAUUUACAUUCACGGAAGAAUCAUCAUUUGCAACAUUGUUUCCAAAAUACCGCGAAAAGUACUUAAAAGAAGCAUGGCCUCAUGUCACCAAAGCUUUAGAGAAAGGAAUUUUUUGCGUGUUGGAUUUAAUAGAAGGUAGCAUGACAGUGAAGACUACACGAAAAACGUACGAUCCUUAUGCCAUUAUAAAGGCGCGAGAUUUAAUUAAGCUUUUAGCUAGGAGUGUUCCAUUCUCUCAGGCUGUGAAGAUUCUUGAGGAUGGCAUAGCAUGUGAUAUUAUCAAAAUUGGUAAUAUAAUCGGGAAUAAAGAAAUAUUUGUGAAAAGAAGACAAAGAUUAAUCGGGCCAGACGGAUCAACUCUCAAGGCUAUCGAGAUGUUGACCAAAUGUUACGUGAUGGUUCAAGGAAAUACUGUAUCGGCUAUGGGACCAUAUAAGGGACUAAAAGAAGUUAGGAGGAUAGUUAUUGAUUGCAUAAAAAAUAUUCAUCCAAUUUAUCAUAUCAAAGAAUUAAUGAUAAAAAGAGAAUUAGCUAACGAUCCAAAAUUAAAAAACGAAUCUUGGGAGCGUUUUUUACCUCAAUUUAAGAAACAAAAUGUUAAAAGACCAAAGAGAGUUAUUAAAAAGAAGAAAGAAUACACUCCUUUCCCACCUGCUCAAAUUCCAAGCAAGAUUGAUUUGCAAUUGGAAUCUGGUGAAUAUUUCCUUAACCCACAAGAAAAGGUCCUUCAUGAAGCGGAAAAGAAAAAAGAGAAACAAAAAGAGAAUUCGUUGAAACGCAAAACCGAAAGAGAAAAGGCAUUCAUACCACCCGUUGAAGAAAAAGUGAAGAGAAAAAGAAAGAAACAAAAGACAGUUGAAGAAACUGAGUCAUAG